AUGAACAGUAACACUAGUCCAGGUAUACCAGAUAGCUCAACGAUUGAUGAAAGCAAUAGUGAAGGUAAAGAAGUCCAAAAUGGUGGCGCAUCAGAAAUCCAAAGUGCUAAGAUAAAUGGUUGGAAUGCUGAUGGCUCGAUGAAUAAAGAGAAAAAUAUUUCAAAAGAGAAUUCUUCAACUCCUACUCCUACUUCUACUUCUACUCCUGUUUUACUCCAAAUAAGUAAUGCAAAUGAGAAAACUACUAAAGAAAAAUUAGCUUCAUUCAUAAAGAACUGGUGCUGCACAGACCAAAGCUAUCUCAUUGAAGACAUCUUGGUCCAAAAAUUUAAUAGAUUUUCUAAUUACAUUUUUAAUAUCCCUUUGAAGGUAUUAAUGGUGGUUGAAGGCCUUAAAUUGUAUGAUGAUAAAUUCCAAAAAAAUAACAUUGAUGUAAAGUAUUGA
This is a messenger RNA of Ascoidea rubescens DSM 1968, 444 nucleotides long. RefSeq lists its product as uncharacterized. Lineage: Eukaryota; Fungi; Ascomycota; Saccharomycetes; Ascoideales; Ascoideaceae. The record is from RefSeq and is a predicted model, not a curated record. Bases 1 to 444 code for a protein of 147 amino acids. The transcript has a single exon.